AUGAUUGUGAAUGGUCAUUGGGCUGCAUUUUUACAUGUCAAGACAACUGGAGAGCGGAGCGGGUCCACCGCUGGCGGGGUUUAUCACAGCAAAAAUGAAGCUGGGCAAGAAUGCGAUUGGAUGCUGGGCUGGUCCAGCCCAUAUGACACAGACAAUUGGAAGAACAUGGUUUGUACUGAGAUCAAGGAAGCCAAACACUUUAAAGAUGGUAGCCAUUGGGGUUCAGUUACAGACAAGAUGUACAAGUGUGGUUUGUCUGGAUCAGGCAAUUGGAAUGGAUGCUUAUCCUAUGUGUCAACUGAGAGCAACACAUCUCCCAUAUUUGAGGCCACAAUGACGCUAGAAAAAGCCUCUCUUUCCUCCGCUUGCAUUUCGUCGAACAGCUGGUGGGCAAGGAUGUCAGGAUCGAUGGUAAAAGUCAACGUCAUUUCGUAG
Molecule: messenger RNA, 435 nt
Organism: Diospyros lotus (date-plum)
Lineage: Eukaryota; Viridiplantae; Streptophyta; Magnoliopsida; Ericales; Ebenaceae
Product: 23 kDa jasmonate-induced protein-like
Exons: 3
Coding region: 1-435 (144 amino acids)
Source: RefSeq, a predicted model, not a curated record